CUUCCGGUGGCGGUUCAUUCUCGCGAGGUGAGCCCUAGUGGUGUCAUCUACUAGCCGUUAAUCAGUGGAUUCUCUGAGGAAAUCUAUUAUUCCUCAAUGUAUGAUUUUCCUGUCCUGAGUUUUAGAAGCGGACAGGAAACGGAGGGAUAUGCGCCUAGGCAAAUGUGGAUACAUCUUACCGAAAGCGCGAGGGGAGGGAAACAUGUAACCGAGCGUUCGGAGCGGCACCUGACACUUCGUGAGCAGGACUAUCUGUCUGUUGUAUCCAACCGUUAUUUUGUUAUUUGAAGUAUUGACACACAGUAUUUUCGUGUUUUCCGUUGGAUAUUAUCGUCGACCGAAGACUGCAAAAAUGAGCGAGGAAGUAUCAGAGGUCCCCAAAGAACUGCUUGAGAGUGUGAGGGAUGCAGUGGGUAGGAAGAUCAAGCUCUCGGUGAAGAAGAGAGUCAAACUAGAGAUCAAAGGAGACAAGGUGGAGAACAGAGUCUUGGCUCUUGCCUCUCACCGGGCCUACCUCCUGACUGCACGCAUCCCUAGCAAGAUUGAACACAACUUCAAUUAUUUAGAGAUACAAGGGAUCACCUGUAACAAGCCCACACAGUUGACGGUGGAGUAUGAGAGAGGUGUUGUGUCUCUGAAGAUGGCCUCUACAGAAGAGGUGAAUGAGGUGGUGGCUCACAUAGGGGUCUGUCUACAGAGGAUAUGUCCUGGUCUAUCACCACUGAAGCUGAUGAAGAAGCUGAGUAUGGAGCCUCCAGAGAGGAUCACCAGCCUACAGACUCUUUGGGACAACCACAAAGUAGCAGAGCCAGGACCAUGUGGGGGUUUCUCUCAGAUGUACAGAUGUGUAUGUGACUGGCUGGGUCUGCCCUACAGAGAGGAAGUUCAAUGGGAUGUAGACACCAUCUAUCUGACUCAAGACACACGGGAUCUCAACCUGCAGGACUUCAGUCAUCUGGAGAAUAGGGAUCUGGUGGCUAUAAUAGCAGUAUUGGAGUACAACCAAUGGUUCACAAAGCUCUCCACAAAGGAUUGUAAACUGUCAGCAGACGUGUGCGACCAGAUCCUUCGGGUGGUGGCCCGGUCCAGUCGACUAGAGGAACUGGUUCUGGACAACGCAGGACUCACUAGGGAUUUUGCACAGAAGCUGGCGAAUGCCCUCGCCCAUAACCCCAACUCAGGACUCCACACUAUCAACCUUGCCAAUAACCCACUGGAGGAUCGAGGAAUCGCCUCCCUGGGUGCACAGUUUGCCAAACUCCCUAAGGGGCUCAAGCAUUUAAACUUUUCCAAAACCUCAUUGUCACCCAAAGGGGUGAACAGCCUUGCCCAGUCACUGACUGUCAACCAGUCCAUCCCUAGCACCCUCACCCACCUGGACCUCUCAGGGAACAUACUGCGGGCAGACGACAUCCCGCAUUUCUACCAUUUCCUGGGCCAACCCAACAGCCUGAUGACUCUGGACCUGUCCAACACAGACUGUUCUCUGGACCUGGUGUGUUCUGCUCUUCUGAGGGGCUCCGUUCAGAACCUCUCUGUCCUCAACAUGUCCAAGAGUGUAUUUGCACAUAGGAAAGGCAAAGAUGUGCCUCCAUCCUUCAAGCACUUCUUCAGCAGCGCCAUGGCCCUCAGCUGCAUCAACCUUUCAGGAACCAAACUCCCUCCAGAAGCAUUGAAAGCUCUUCUGCUGGGUCUGGCCAGUAACCCCAACAUAAAGGAAGUGUCUUUAGACCUCAGCUGCUGUGAGCUUGGUCACUGUCUCAGGUCUGGGGGGUCACAGAUCCUGGAGGGAUGCAUCGCUGAGAUCCCCAACAUCUCCAGUCUGGACAUCUCUGACAACGGUCUGGACUCCGACCUGUCCACUCUGCUGGUGUGGCUGGCCAAGAACCGAUCCAUCCGACACCUCUCACUGGGGAAGAAUUUCAACAACAUCAAGUCCAAACAUCUUGCCCCUGUCUUGGACAACCUGGUUCAUAUGAUUCAGGAAGAGGAGUCGCCCCUGACGUCUCUGUCCCUGGCUGACUCUAAGCUGAAGACAGACCUGACCAUUGUGCUGAAUGCUCUGGGCAGCAACACCAGUCUGACCAGGGUGGAUAUCAGUGGGAACGCCAUGGGAGACAUGGGGGCCAAGAUGCUGGCCAAGGCCCUGCAGAUCAACAGCAAACUAAGGACGGUGAUCUGGGAUAAGAACAACGUCAGUCCUCAAGGUCUUCAGGAUGUAGCAGCUGCUCUGGAGAAAAACUUCACCAUCCGGUUCAUGCCGAUCCCCAUCAUCGAUGCGUCUCAGGCUCUCAAAGCCGGCCCUGAGAAGACUGAGGACGCCCUGCUCAAGAUUGAGAACUACCUGUUCCGGAACCAUGAGACUCGUAAAUACCUCCAGGAGCAGGCCUACCGCCUCCAACAGGGGAUCGUUACCACCACCACUCAACAGAUGAUUGACAGGAUCUGUGUGAAAGUCCAGGACCAUCUCAACUCCCUGAGGAACUCAGAGACAGACGUGAUCUUGGACGACGUCAAGACGGCCGAAAACCUGAUGAAGGAUGCCAGGAACUCCAAAACGCUGCUUCCUAGCCUGUACCACCUGGGAGCAGCAUCCAGAGAAGAGGUCAACGGUCAGUCAGUAGGACCCAUCCAGGAGAAACUGGAGUCCAUGGCUGGAGAGGUGGCCAGGGUCAUGGAUGAACAGCUACAGAGUCUGUUGGAGUCCAUGGUGGAUGCUGCGGAGGGUCUGUGUCCCCAUGUGAUGAGGAAGACUAACCUUCGUCAGGACCUGAUCAAAGCCAGCACAGCUAAGAUGGUGGUCCCCCGCAGCUUCGUAAAGAACACCCUGCUGGAGCAGUCUGGAGUCGACAUCAUCAACAAGAUCAGUGAGGUAAAGCUGAGCCUGGCUUCCUUCCUCUCAGACCGUAUCGUAGAUGAGAUCCUAGAAGCCCUGUCUGGCUCUCAGCACACACUGGCUGACCACCUGGUGAGGAAGGGACGUCCUCUGGUCCAGCAGGAAUCUAUGGACCUGGACGUACCCGAGGAGAGGGCUCCUAAACGGGCUACCACAGAGCUGAAUGAGGCAGAAAGGCUGGAGGACCUGGAGACAUGCAUGACUCUAUGCUGCACCAGUAUGACUCCCAAGUCCAAGAGGAAAAGCAUCCACAGUAGAAUGCUCCGUCCAGUGUCUCGCGCCUUUGAGAUGGAGUUUGACCUCGACAAGGCCCUGGAAGAUGUUCCUAUCCACACAGAGGACCCCCCUGCUCCUGCACCUUCCCCUGCCUCGACCCUCUCUAGGUUAGAGAAGAGACCGUCAGGGGCCAUGGGAGAACUGCCUUCAGAGGAGGCAAAGAAGCUGCAGCACUUCACCAAACUACGGCCUCGCAGGAACAAGAAGAUGCAGUCCAGUAAGAUACCACAAAUCAGCAGCACCACGUCUCAUGAUGGAGAGCAGAACGGCCUGCAUGGAAGGGUUGAUGAGGGGGUGGACGAGUUCUUCUCCAAGAAAGUCACCAAGAUGGACUCCAAACGUUCUCUAAAGAGUUCAGACUCCCAGGAUGGAGAGAAGAAGAGGAGUAGAGGUUUCCUCAACCUCAUCAAGUCUCGCACCUCCAAGUCUUCAGACAAAGACAAGUCAGAGAAGAACCAGUCUACCCCAGCCCCAGCCCUAACCCCAGCUCCAGCCCUAACCCCAGCUCCAGCCCUAACCCCAGCUCCAGUAACCACCGUCCCAGAGGAGCCUUCCUCCCCUAAGGCCUCCCUGAAGAGCCAAGCUCCAGAACCACCAACCAAGGUCAAAGAGGCCAAGACCCAGCCCACCCAUCCCAGCCAACUCACCCAGCCCCUGGACUGCAGCAGCAGCUCAGACCGGUCUGAGGAGCUACGGACCCCAGAUUCCAUGGAUGAGGUGUCGGAGGGGGACAGUAAGGGUAGUCCCCAGGGGGGGAGGCGCUACGGGGUGCAGGUGAUGGGGACUGGACUCCUGGCGGAGAUGAAGGCCAAGCAGGAGAGACGGGCCUUCGGAUCACAUAAGGACCAGUAUGACCAGUCGUCCAGUCCAGACAGACCAGACAGCAGUGCCAGCGUGAAGGGCCAGCCUACCCCAACAGAGAGCAGGUCUCCAGGUGGCUCUAAGGCAGAGGGGGUGGUGGUGGUCGGCUCCCCAGAGAAGAGCCCUCGAGGUGGGGAGGCCAAGCCAGAGACGGUCCCUAGGAACCGCACCACCUCCAGCUCCAGUCCCAAGCCCCCUCCUCAGGGCACCAAGCCAGCCCUCGCUGCCCGACCCUCCAUCCCUCAGAAGCCGCGCACCAGCAGUAGCAGGAGUAUAGAUGAGGUCUGUGACUCCCCUGGAGGGAAUGUGUCUCCCAAGGUGGUAAUGCUGUCUCACGGCCUGAAGAGGGUCACCUUGGACAAGGAGGGGCAGGGCAGUCUUCUACUGGGGGGCGCGGGGAGUAGCAAAAACCCCUCUGCUCAGACAGUGAAUGUCCCAACAGAAGACGGUAGCGUGUUUGACUCUGAUCAGGAAGCUGACAGGCCAAUCACAGCCGUCAGAGCCCGACACGCCCGCCAAUCACCUACCAGCACCGAACAGGAAGUGGGCGAGCACGAGAGCAGGAAGGCCCUCCCCUGUACUGCAGUGAAACCAGGCUCAGUAUCAGACCCUGCCAAACACCAGAGCCCCCACCGCCACAACUCUGAGGACAACGGCUCCAAACCCAAGGACCAAUCCCCCAACCCUGACAGAGACAAGGGACCGGGGGGAAAGUCUUCCCAAUCUGGAGAAGAGGCCGACAAAGACUUUAUUUUUAUAUGAGAAACUAAACUCCCAAUGAAUGACAGGUGCAUGGUACCUGCCUGUCAUCUCAAUAUAUCUGAUAUCAGGAAUCAGAAAGCCAAGACCGUCUGUCUAAAGAAGACUGUUGUCUGCCGGGCAGAGUAACCCAUGUGAAGUGUUUUACUUUGUGAGGAUUGUGGUACACUUUCACUAACCUCAGUAAUACCAAGAUAAAUACGGCUAAAGCACUGUUAUGAUGAUGCACUGUAGUGUGUUAAGUCACUGUGGAAAUCAAACAAGCAACACCUUUUCUAAAGGGGGAAGGAGAGGGGCAUCCCUUUACAUGACUCAGAUAUCUCAUGGUUUGGCCAUGUGUGUACCAUGUCAUCAUGGUUUGGCCAUGUGUGUACCAUGUCAUCAUGGUUUGGCCAUGUGUGUACCAUGUCAUCAUGGUUUGGCCAUGUGUGUACCAUGUCAUCAUGGUUUGGCCAUGUGUGUACCAUGUCAUCAUGGUUUGGCCAUGUGUGUACCAUGUCAUCAUGGUUUGGCCAUGUGUGUACCAUGUCAUCAUAGCUUUGUGUGUGGGUCAUCCCCUGUGCUUGUAUAGGGAACUGAACUGGUGUACUGUAAGGCCAGUAAAAGCUAGCCUGGAACCCACACUGAAUAUCGUAUCGCACUGUUUCACUAUUCAGAUUGGUUUCCAGGCUAAGUGAAAGCCAGACAUUGAUGGAACUCUAGCUCGGGGCUUUUCUGCAGUCAGCGUCAGUUUGCUACUAAUUCAAGACUGCUUCAUGUGGACAGACGGACGUUUCAAACCUGUCCAGCAAUUCAAGAAGUAAACUGAAAUUCCAAUUCUCUUCACUGCUUUUCAAUCAGGAAAAUGUGGAAUUGGAAUUUAGUUAACUUUUUGGAUUGACUGGAAUUGAAAUGGAAUUGACCCCAACGCUGCUGUCCAUCAGUCAGGGCCAGACAGCUAGGGUCUUGUCCUGGCCUCUGCACCUUUUGGUAUUUUAAUUGGUCUUCAUUUGCUGCCUAGCUGCCAGUAGUUUAUUUUCUUCACUACCUGUAAUCAUGGCUUGGACUGGAGGAUUGGCUUACUCAGUCAGAACAUAGUGAUGUCACGUUAACACGUGUUCCCGAUGUCUGGGACUGGGUUGAAUGCUGUGAAUGCAUCACAUUACAGUAGGCACAAAAUGGAACAAAACUGACUGAAACAGGGAGGUAAAUUACCUGAACUUGUCCAAUAAGAAACAAUUGUUUUUGUUUAUUACGCUCCCUACUGAACAGGACCCUGAGGGGUAUCCUACGAAGCAGGUUUGAGGAGAUAGCGAGGUAACACUUUGGUCAAACUCUUGAGUUCAACUCGGGAUAACCGGUCAUACGAAAGUGGCUCACCUUCUAGCCAGGUCAAUUUCUAUGGCAACAAAUCCUCCAGAACUAACCUGCUCCGUGGCAGGCUAACUCACGGGUAACUCCACUUACCCUGAAUGAAAUGACUGAGCCGUGAGUUGAGGACCAACGAAAUCAGAUUCCUUCCCUCUCGCAAAGAUUGCGUCAUCAUCCCCUCCAUUUGAGGAAGACGACUGAUUCGAUAUUUUAUUUUUUGUGUGUUAAAAAAUAGUCAUGUUAAAAUAUAUCACAUUACACAUUUAGUAAUGACAGAAUGCGUUUUAAACUUCACCCACAGAAACACUUUUGUAUGACUUUUGUAUGAAGGUGCUUGUGGUUGUUGUGCAUUGAUAAGCACACCAAAGACAGCCUUAAUGAAAAGUAAUAAAAUAAAGACGGCAUUAAGGAUAACUGAUCAAAUAAAGACAACACUUCUAAAAGCAUAUUUCACACUAUAGCCUGAUGAAUUUCCAAAAUAACUUUUCUUUCAUUUUGAUUUCGGCACAAAUGAAAAUGUGUCACUGACUCGCCCAUGGAUUGAUGUUUCAGCAUCGUCUCAAUGAAGAGUUCGCGGUUCGACUAGCCAUGAGCGACAAUGCAGGCGCAGCCUGCUAGAGUUGGGGGCAGGCGGACGAGCAAUAUCCACCGUCGUAGUACAGAUGAAGCCUGACCUGGAAUGUGAAGCUAACUGAAGCUGGCUAGCUUUAGAAGACCCCUAUUAGAUCUAGCUUGCUUCGUAGGAUACCCCUCUGGUUAACUGUCUUGGUUGGUUGGUUUUUCUCUGUCUUGUAUUUUACUAUUUUUUGUUUGGGGAUAAAGAGCAGCUGGCUGUCUUCUGUUUGGUUCUAUGGAACAAUAAAACCAUGGAACGAUGUGUUCAAAAAUCCUUAAGAGUGAAAUAAGUAAGAAAGGGGAGUCUAGCUCUCAGAUAGGCAGUGUGAUUACUGCUGAAUUUGUGUGUCUGAUAUGCAUGUGAGGUGUACUGUAUGUGUCAUUUAAUACAUAUGUAAUAUAAUACUGUAUGUUAAGUUACAUACAUAUAAUACUGUAUGUUAAGUUACAUACAUGUAAUAUAUGCACACGUAUGUGUACACAAAUCCUAUAUUACUAUGGUACUACUAAGCACACUACUAAAAUAGGUUUCUAUAAAUAUGUAAUUUAUUGAAAUAAAAACAGUGGUUAGUGAUGUUUUAAUCCCCUUUCUUGUCCUUAUUGUAAAUGAACGUUGUGUUAAUACUAAGGAAAUCAAUUGUUUGAUUGAAUUGUUUUCUUGUUAUUCUUUAAAAACAAUUAAUUAGUUUUAUAAUUUUAUUUUUCAUGACAAGGAACAAACAGAAACAUUUAUAUAUUUGCCUGAUCAUUUCUGAUAAGAAAAAAGGAAACUUAAUUCAACAAAGAAAAUGACUCCAGUGUUGUUCUGCAGUAUGUUUUAUGUUGUUAUGGACAACAACACUCCUUAACGUGUUUCACUAAAUCACACUACUGGCUGUGGGCAUGUCCUUCCUCAUGUCAAUAUUUAUACCAAUUAAAAUAAUUGUACAGAUUGAA
Coregonus clupeaformis (lake whitefish) is the source of this 7693-nucleotide messenger RNA. RefSeq names its product F-actin-uncapping protein LRRC16A. The record is from RefSeq and is a predicted model, not a curated record. Lineage: Eukaryota; Metazoa; Chordata; Actinopteri; Salmoniformes; Salmonidae. Gene Ontology annotation, biological process: cell migration; regulation of Arp2/3 complex-mediated actin nucleation. The transcript is spliced from 40 exons. Gene Ontology annotation, molecular function: protein binding. Gene Ontology annotation, cellular component: plasma membrane; lamellipodium. The coding region runs from base 353 to 4795 and encodes 1480 amino acids.